CCUGUUUUUCUUUUCUGUCUGUUUAUCUGUCUGUCUACUCCUCAGACUCAACCGCAGCUACAACCAACUAUUCACAAAGCAUGCUGUGUUUUCUGUAACGCAAAGUUAAAUCACUUUUAGACAUACACCAAAUUACACAAGCUAACCACAGGAAACCUUAGGAUUUGAUUUAAGAUGACAGUCACGUACUCGAGUAAAGUGGCCAACGCCACGUUCUUCGGCUUCCACAGACUGCUCCUGAGGUGGAGAGGCAGCAUUUACAAACUCCUCUACCGUGAAUUUCUCGUUUUUGUUCUUCUUUACUACGUCCUUAGCUUCAUCUACAGAUGGGUGCUUACAGAUCCUCAGAAGCGUUUGUUUGAAAAGUUGUCUAUAUACUGUGACCGAUAUGCUGAACAGAUCCCUGUCACAUUUGUGCUGGGGUUCUAUGUAACGCUGGUGGUGAACCGCUGGUGGAAUCAAUUCCAGAACCUGCCAUGGCCUGACCGGCUCAUGUUCCUCAUUUCCAGCUGUGUUCACGGUCAGGACGAACAGGGUCGGCUGUUACGGCGCACGCUGAUGCGCUACGUCAACCUCACCUCACUGCUUAUCUUCCGCUCAGUGAGCACUGCGGUGUACAAGCGUUUCCCUACCAUUGACCACGUAGUGGACGCAGGUUUCAUGACAUCAGAGGAGAGAAAAAUCUUCGAGAACCUCAAAUCACCACAUCUCAAAUACUGGAUCCCUGCGGUGUGGUUCACCAAUCUGGCCUCCAAGGCAAGGAAAGAGGGCCGAAUACAAAACAGUGUGGAUCUUCAGACCAUUCUUACUGAGAUGAACAAAUUCAGGACCUGGUGCUCUACUUUGUUUGGAUAUGACUGGGUCGGGAUCCCCUUGGUUUACACACAGGUCGUAACGUUGGCCGUCUACACAUUCUUCUUAGCCUGCAUUAUCGGCCGGCAAUUUCUCGACCCCGCUCAGGGUUACCAAGGACACGACAUUGACCUUUAUGUGCCCGUCUUCACAUUGCUGCAGUUCUUCUUCUAUUCUGGAUGGCUUAAGGUAGCAGAGCAGCUCAUAAACCCAUUCGGAGAGGAUGAUGAUGACUUUGAGGCCAACUGGUGCAUUGAUAGGAACCUGCAGGUGUCUCUGAUGGCAGUGGAUGAGAUGCAUAUGAACAUUCCCCAAAUGACCAAAGAUAUUUAUUGGAACGAGCCUGAUGUACGUCCGCCGUAUACCCAAGCCUCUGCAGACUACUGCAUCCCGUCAUUCCUGGGAUCCACUACUGACAUGGGUGUCUCAGAAAUAUUGCAGAACGAAUACGUCAAUGCCAACAACCUCCGGGGGCAGACCACAGUACUGGGCCGUAUGCGUCGGUUGCUGAGCGUCCAGGAGCCAUUGGAACUGCAAAUCCGUCCUUCGUUCAAGCGCCACUCCAGUGACAUCCCCAGCGUCUUGUCCUUAGGUCCAGACCUCCAUUUUCACCCCAGCAUGGAAGAAAAGAUGCAGACUCAUUCCAGACUAAACUCCCACACCCACUUUUACCCUCUUUCCACCGUCAGUGAAGUGAGCAGCACCUCCCCUUCUCCUGUUGAAUUGAAAAACACACCUUUUCCCAACAAUUUACCUUCAAUCGUGCUCAGUGCACCACAGGGAGAAGACGUGAGUGACAGUGAUGGUGUCACAGACUCACAGUCCUGGAGGUUAUCUCCAGCUAGUAAGAUAAAAGGGAAUCAGCAGUCAGUUCAGGAGUCGAGCCAGAGCUCGACAAGCACCGCAAAGAGCUUUCCCAGCCCUAAAGAGAGAGGAACGAUCUUCCAACAUCUACAACAGACAUCUGGAACUAUAGACUCCAGCAGUCAGGAGAAACAACAGAGUCAAAACCAUGACAGCUGAAAGCUUUAAGUAUUCACACCGAAACCAUUGACACAAACUCACAACUCUGCCAAAGGUAGUAACUCUGAUCCGGAUUUUCCGCAUUGGACCUGGAGUCCAGACACCGUUAGAUGAUGUACAGAAGCUCUGAAGUGUGGAAUUAAAAACUAAUUAUUAAUUAAUCAUUGUUGUUAUUUACCAUGUUAUGUUGACAGUAUGGUUAUAUUCAAGUCAUAAAUAUGAGAAACUAUGGGUCAAAGGGAACAUGCGGUCUAUUCUAGGAGACUCGAGGCAGGGGACAUCGGGGACGGGGUACCAACUCAUCACAGAGCACAGCCACACAUUCACACACUACAGACAAUUAAGAGAUGCCAAACAGCUUACAGCAUGCGUCUUUAGUCCGGGGAGGAAACCAGAGAAACCAGUAGAACCCCUGAAGCACUGGGAGAACAUUUAGGAGUUGGGAAUCACAACCCUAACCCCAGAGGUCUGAGGAUAACAUUGUGCCAUCAAAAUAAAAACAUACUGCAUACACUACAGACCAAAAGUUUGGACACACCUUCUCAUUCACAGAGUUUUCUUUAUUUUCAUGACUAUGAAGAUUGUAGAUUCACACUGAAGGCAUC
Tachysurus fulvidraco (yellow catfish) is the source of this 2480-nucleotide messenger RNA. RefSeq names its product bestrophin-3-like. Bases 175 to 1875 code for a protein of 566 amino acids. The transcript has 9 exons. The record is from RefSeq and is a predicted model, not a curated record. Gene Ontology annotation, molecular function: chloride channel activity. NCBI's taxonomy places the organism in Eukaryota, Metazoa, Chordata, Actinopteri, Siluriformes, Bagridae.